This is a messenger RNA of Arabidopsis arenosa, 977 nucleotides long. NCBI's taxonomy places the organism in Eukaryota, Viridiplantae, Streptophyta, Magnoliopsida, Brassicales, Brassicaceae. The record is from the annotation of a GenBank genome assembly.
GUGCCUUAAAUGCGCAUCUUAUCAUAAAUAAAGAGAUUUCAGUAACAUGCGCCUUAUGACCGGAUCCAUCUUUUACAGUCAAAACCAGUUAUGCAGUGCAGAGUAGAAAAUAGAAAUGUUUUGCGUGUGCCUUCUCUUUACCCGUACGAUUCUUCGGGCUCUAUGAGAUAUCGAAUUUUCUUCUCAAGGUGACGAUAAACCAGAUGUUUUCAGAAGUAGAAAUGGCUCGGGAUGUGGCUAUAUGUGCCAAUCACUUGAAUGGCCAAGCGCCCCACCAUCAGAUUCUAGGCAGACUACUCAAAGAUCUAAUACACGAGAAAGCAUGCAGGGAACACGGAUUCUAUCUCGGUAUCACCGCUCUGAAAAGCAUCGGUAACAACAAGAACAACAAUGACGAGAACGAAGACAAUCAUCAAGCACACAUCCUCACAUUCCCGGUGUCUUUCACAUGCCGCACAUUCUUGCCUGCAAGAGGAGAUAUCUUGCAAGGGACUGUUAAAAAAGUGUUGUGGAACGGAGCUUUUAUCAGGUCAGGACCACUCAGAUACGCAUACCUCUCGUUCAUGAAAAUGCCGGAUUACCAUUAUGUCCACUCACCAUUGUCGGAGGACGAGAAGCCGUAUUUUCAGAAAGACGAUCUCUCAAAGAUUGCUGUUGGAGUUGUUGUGCGGUUUGGGGUGUUGGCUGUGCGGUUUAAGGAGAAGCCACACAAGAGAAGAAACGACUAUUAUGUUCUUGCGACUUUGGAACGCAACGAUUCCUUUGGUCCCAUCUCUCUUACAGGGUCGGAUGAGCCAUACAUGUAAUUUGCUGUAACCCAACCAUUAUGCCAUAGUUGAAGUCUUUAGAUACCUUUUUCGUGUUUAGUACAUUCAUAUAGGUGAACGAUGGUUUUUACUUACCAAAUCUAAUGCUUCUGCAAUACUGCAAAGAGGCUUUGAUAGAGAGACUUGUAGUUCUUGGCAGUGAUUUUUGCU